Gallus gallus (chicken) is the source of this 1015-nucleotide messenger RNA. It is a transcript of the gene PEBP4, whose product is annotated as phosphatidylethanolamine binding protein 4. Bases 104 to 730 code for a protein of 208 amino acids. The transcript has 7 exons. The record is from RefSeq and is a predicted model, not a curated record. NCBI's taxonomy places the organism in Eukaryota, Metazoa, Chordata, Aves, Galliformes, Phasianidae.
GGAGGCGGAUGGGGAGGUCCGUACUUACACCAACACAGACGAAGCGGCGGCUCCCAGGGGCCGGGGCCGGGCGCACCCCCCCGGACAUGGUCACGGCGGCAGCAUGGGGCUGCUGGCUGCGGUGCUGCUGGCUGCUCUCCUGCCUGGGAUUGCUGCCCGGGGGGCUCAGGCGCUGUGGCCGGAUGAACCCUCACACACCUGCUCCUUCCAGAGCCUCAGUGGCAAGGACAGCGAGUUCUGCAGAGGCAACUUAGAAGUCAUCUACCCGGAGCUGGGCGACGUGGGCUGCACCUACAUCCCCAGUUGCCACCAGUCCCGUUGGCGCAUCAGCAGGGAGUGGGGCAGCCCCCGGGUCCGCUACCCGCGGGCCAACAAGAGCAAGAAGUACGUGCUGAUGCUGGUGGACCCCGACGCUCCCAGCAGAGCCAACCCCCGCAGCCGCUUCUGGAGGCAUUGGCUGCUCACCGACGUUCCCGGCGCAGAGCUGAGGAUGGGGGAGCUCAGAGGGCGCGUGCUGACGGAGUACGCCCGCCCCACACCGCCGCCCCGCAGUGGGUACCACCGCUAUCAGCUGCGCCUGUAUGAGCAACCCGAGGGCGGACGCAUCAGGUUGGGCCCUGAGGAGCGCAUCUCUGCGGGCUCCUGGUCGCUGGAGAGCUUCGUGGAGCGCUUUCAGCUCGGCUCCCCCGUGGCCUCGACUCAGUUCCUCACCAAACACCACGAGGAUUAGAGGGGCGCAGAGCCCGCAGCGCUCCCGGCCUCCUCCAAACCCCAAAUCCCUCUGCGCAACACCGCCGCGGGGUUCCCUUUGAGGUGCCCCACCUCGAAGCUUUGCCGUUUGCUGAACUCGACCAACGGAUGCCCGUGGGGUCUUUGCAUCCAUCUCUGAGCUGUGGCCGCCGGGUCCCGAUGUCACCGAGCGGUGGCACUGGGAUGCAGUGUGGGAGCCGCCGUGGCUCCAUCCGCGCUCUUCUCUUGGAAAGCAAAACCGAAAUUAAAGCUGUAAAUCAGAAGA